AUCGUCGGCGCCGCCGCCCCCUUUUUCACAAUCGACGCCAUUUUGCUUCAUGUCGGUGAUAAUUUUUGUGUGCUGAAGCGUCUCGUGGAUAUUCAUCGGUUUCGUUUCAUUUUAUUUCAGUAAAACGUCAGAACCAUACAAAAUGGUGUCGUCCAAUCCACCGAGGAAGACAAAGAUAUUCGUUGGGCGUUUACCGGAAAACUGUCGGAAUGACGAACUCCGACAACUCUUCCUUCGCUUUGGUGAAGUAACCGAAUGCGAUGUAAUGAAUCGUUAUGGCUUCGUACACAUGGCGCGGGAAGAAGACGCCGCGGCGGCGAUUAAAGCCCUGCACAACACUAACUUCAAGGGUGCGACGAUCAAUGUCGAACAAUCCACCGGCAAAUCACGAGGCGGCGGUGGUGGUGGUGGAGGUGGCCGACGAGACGAUCGCCGGGGCGGUCCAAUGAGAGGGGGCAGAGGAGGUCGUGACGGAGGACGAGACAGUCGGCCUGGUCCGUAUAACGACAGGAGAGGUGGUGGAUCUGGUGGUUACCAAGAUUACAAUCGUGGUGGUGGUGGUGGUGGUGGCGGCGGUGGUGGUGGUGGCGGUGGCGACUUUAGCAGCCGCGGCGACUUCAACUCCGGUUACGGAGAUCGCGGAGGAUAUGGACAAAAUGUUGGCGGAGCACCAAUGGGUGGCGGCUACUCUUCGACGCCACAAAUGGGCGGCGGUUAUGGACCAACUGGCGGCGCUGUCGGCGGUUACGGACAAACUGGAACCCCGGAUUACGGACGAGCCGACUACGGUAGGACGGACUUCGGUGCGAGAACCGACUAUGGUAAUCGCGGAGCCGUUUGCGAUUAUCCAGUAGUAGGUGGUGGAAUGGCGGGCGACUUCAACCGUGGAACACAAGGUCCAGUAGAUUACGGACGAGUUGAUAACUUUGGAGCUAGUCGUCCAGUAGAUUAUGCACCUAGGAGCGACUAUGAUCGUGGAGCGGCCGGACCAAUGAGAAACGGAAGCGGCGCCGUUGCCGCCAGCGGUUACGGAACCGGAUAUGGCGAUGUUGGAUACGACGCAAAUUUCCAGACAAUGAGCGGAGGUCCAAGUUACAAUACCGGUCCCAGUUAUAGCACCGGACCUGGCCCACAACCAGACAUGUUCAGCAGAAGGGCCGGAGGAACCGUCCCCAGUGGUGGUUAUCAAGUCAGCGGAGGAUACGCAGAAGCCUAUGACAGACCUGACCCCUAUGGACCUCCCCGUGGAAGUAGCCGCUUCCCAGGUCCGGCAGACGGGAUGCCUCCGAGGUACUAAAACUAAAAUGUACCGAAACUUAGAAAGCGAACACGAUGAAAGUGCGCCGAUUCUAUACACAAUUCACACUGCAACAUACUUUGACGAGAACUGACUCGAUAUACAAACGUAAUUUAUAAUAUCUCUUAACGUUAAGAUAACUUUCAUAAAACUUGUCUGAAGUCCAUAAGGAGCUGCAUUUAAAUUUAUUUCGUAGCUCCUGAAUUUACAACAGUUUUUAUUUACUCUUAAAUAAAAAUUAUGUUUAGAUUCCACACUUUUUCCUUAACUCCACGUUUUUGUUUGGAAAGAUAAACAGAGUAUAGAAUUGUACAAUUUUUUUAUUUAUAGAAAAGUAUGAUUGUUCUGUUCAGGAUUUAAGCUUGGAACAGUUUAUGUACCUCCAGAUUUAAUAAAUUUAUCGAAAUA
Molecule: messenger RNA, 1705 nt
Organism: Belonocnema kinseyi
Lineage: Eukaryota; Metazoa; Arthropoda; Insecta; Hymenoptera; Cynipidae
Product: glycine-rich cell wall structural protein 2-like
Exons: 8
Coding region: 143-1297 (384 amino acids)
Cellular component (GO): cytosol
Molecular function (GO): mRNA binding
Source: RefSeq, a predicted model, not a curated record